Pelmatolapia mariae (spotted tilapia) is the source of this 10064-nucleotide messenger RNA. RefSeq names its product nuclear receptor binding SET domain protein 3 (gene nsd3). Gene Ontology annotation, cellular component: nucleus. The record is from RefSeq and is a predicted model, not a curated record. The coding region runs from base 170 to 4987 and encodes 1605 amino acids. The transcript has 25 exons. Lineage: Eukaryota; Metazoa; Chordata; Actinopteri; Cichliformes; Cichlidae. Gene Ontology annotation, molecular function: protein binding; histone methyltransferase activity.
GAUUAUUAUUAUUUUUUUUAUUAUUUUUUUUACCCCCCCUCCUUCUCCUCCUCCUCCUCCUCCUGUAGAUUAAACGAGGAAGCAUUGCUGGCUGGUGUAUGUGUUUAGAAUGGGACACGCUGAAGGUCCAGUCAAAGAAAAAGACAGUUAAGGAUGCAGGAGCCCAACAAUGGAUUUCUCCUUCUCUUUCAUGCAAGGGAUCAUGGGAAAUACAAUUCAGCAACCCCCUCAGCUCAUUGACUCCGCCAACAUCAGACAGGAAGGCACCUGCGACACCGGCAGUGACCCGGGUGAGGAUGGUGGUCCCUCCUACGAUGCAGCCCUGGAUGCAGAGUUUCCGUACCCGCCAUCAGCUUCGGAGGACAUGCCGCAGGUCCCCAAUGGCUACCCGCCGGGUUUGGGCAUAUACGAACCGCAGGCUAAAUUCUCCAUGUACUCGCAGUUCCCCAACGGCUCUGCUAAUGGCUACGGGGCCAUACGGAGCUACGGGGACCACGGCCUCGUGUCGGUGGAGGGGACCGUCCUGAGAGGUCCCGGUCUCCAGGAAAGACCUCUGUCUCCCGUUUCACCCCCACUGUCCACACAUCACCCACACCUCCACCACCACCAUCAUCAUCAUCCCCAUCACCACCACCAUUCGCACCACAUCCACUCAAAUCCACCUCACAUACAAACCCACUCACACCCACAGAGUCCUCCACCGCCACCCCUGCCCACCCAGCAUCACCUACACCAGACACCUCACAUCAUGACUCACAACCUGCCCCCUCCUCCCCCGUUACACCUGCCUUCGUCCAGUCCUCCCCCCUCACUUGUGGACAACACCCCCUCGUCUCAACCCACGCACGCCCCAUCCAGUGCUUCUGGUGGGGUCCUGAAGAAAACCAGCUCACCGGAGAUCAAGCUGAAGAUCAUAAAGACGUAUCAGAACGGCAAAGAGCUGUUCGAGUCUGCGCUGUGCGGAGACCUGCUGCAAGAACUGCAGAAAGAGUCUCAGAAGAACGAGGCCGCUCAGGCGCAGCGCAGACAUGAGAGGAAGAAGGAGAAGAGGAAAAAGAGUGCAAGACUGCUGCUGCAAGCUCAGGAACAGAGCCUGGACACGAGCCAAACACAGCCAGGUACCACAGGCCAGACAGAGGACACCCACGUCCAGCCGCCGCCAAAAGAAGCACCGCCGGUGCAGACAGAGAAGCCUCCGAAGACCGUUAUUAAAACCGAACCAAAGACGCCGAAGGUUCCUAAGGUCCAUCAUCCAUCAGUGAUCCAGGAGACAGGCUUCUGUAAGGAGUUUGUAAUAGGAGAUCUGGUGUGGUCCAAGGUGGGUACCUACCCCUGGUGGCCCUGCAUGGUGUCCUCAGACCCACAGAUGAAGGUCCACACUCGCAUCAACACCAGAGGUCACAGGGAAUAUCACGUCCAGUUCUUUGGCAGUGUGGCAGAGCGAGCGUGGAUCCACGAGAAGAGGAUAGUCAUGUACCAGGGGAAGCAACAGUUUGACGAGCUUCAGUCAGAGACACUUCGCAAAACCACAAACCCUGUAGAGAGACACAAACUAAUGAAGCCUAUCCCUCAGCGGGAACGUUCUCAGUGGGAGGUGGGUGUCGGUCACGCUGAGGAUGCUUUUCUGAUGACGAGACAGGAGCGAAUUGACAACUACACCUUCAUCUAUGUGGACCCAGACCCUAACGAAGGCCCACCCAGCAAGAAACCCAACAUAAGAGCUGAGAAACGAAGCCGGCGCUCAAGCAGCUCAAUCAGUAAGAAGGAGGACCGAGAUGUGAAGUCACCAGAUAGAGAGCAGCCUCCGCGACGGCAGCUUCCACGGAGACAGUGUAGUGUUUCAAACACAGAUGACAACGCAAACUCCCAGGCCUCAAGUGAAGAUAAGAACCAGAGGGGGGACCAACGUAAGACCAGCUCACCGAAACAGAAUGCCGGCUGUGAUGCACGAGCACAGCAGGACUCUCCGCCUCCGGUCAAAACGUGGAAAACGGCAGCUGCCAGGAAGCUGCUGCCUCUUUCUAUCACAAUGAAGAGGCUGAAUGUGGAGAUCACAAAAUGUGACUGGCCUCUUAUCCAGAAAAAAGCAGCUGCCUCCCCAAAGAAGGACAAAGAAGAAGAGAAGAAAGAGAGGGUGGAGAGAGAAGGCAGGCAGCCCGACCUGGGAUACUGCUCACCUGAGCAGGACAGCAGAGCUAAACCUGAGCCCAGUCCAGAGGAGGAGGAAGAUGGGGAUGAAGGAGAGGACGAGGGAGAGGAGAGGAGAGAUUCUCCAGCGAGUCGGAGGAGUGAAGAGGGAGGAUUGCAGCAGACCUCAUCUCCGGGAUCACACCACAGCAGUCCACAAGGUUCUCAAGAGAGGAAGCUUCAGCGGCGGUGUGUCAGAAGCAGGUCUGAGUCAGAGAGAGGCAACGAUCUCGUCCCUAAGAAGAAAACCAAAAAAGAGCAGGCUGAGAUGGCUCCAGAGACCACGCUGAGGACAGGUUCACAGAAAGGAGCUAGUGAGAUCUCAGAUGCGUGCAAGCCCCUGAAGAAGCGAAGCAGAGCAUCAACAGAUGUCGAAAUGGCUUCAUCUCAGUACAGAGACACGUCUGAUUCAGACUCCAGAGGCCUCAACGACCCGCAGGGCUUAUUUGGGAAGAGUCUUGAUAGUCCAGCAGCAGCAGAUGCAGACGCUUCAGAUACUCAGUCUGUGGACUCUGGCUUGUCCCGUCAGGACAGCAGCACCAGCAAGAGGGACACUGUGUGCCAGAUCUGCGAGGUGUAUGGAGAUGGUUUGAUGGUAUGUGAAGGUGACUGCAACAGGCAGUUUCACAUGGAGUGUCUCGGUCUGUCGUCCCCACCUGAAGGAAGAUUUAGCUGCACAGAAUGUAGAACAGGGAACCAUCCUUGUUUUAGCUGUAAAACAGUGGGCAGGGAGGUGACGCGCUGCUCUGUGUCUGGAUGUGGUUGUUACUAUCACGAGGACUGUGUCCGUAAACUCCCGGGAACCACCAGCAGCCCAGGCGGAGGUUUCAGCUGCCCUCAGCACAGUUGUUCAACCUGCUGCCUGGAGAGAGACCCACAACGAGCCAGUAAAGGUCGUCUGAUUCGUUGUAUCCGCUGUCCGUUGGCCUAUCACACCAGCGACAGCUGCGUGGCGGCAGGCAGUGUCAUCCUUACUCACCACAUCAUGAUCUGCAGCAACCAUGGCAGCGCCAAGAAGAACGGCCUCCUCACCUCCCCCGUCAACGUGGGAUGGUGCUUCCUGUGUGCCCGAGGGCUGUUAGUGCAAGACCUUACUGACACCAUAUUAAGUUCAUAUGCCUAUAAGUCCCACUACCUUCUGACUGAGUCAAAUCGUGCUGAGUUGAAAUUACCUAUGAUUCCCUCUCCUUCGUCAGCUACCAAAAAGAAUGUUGGGAAAGGAGGCAAGUUGCUGUGCUGCGACUCAUGCCCAGCUUCCUUCCACCCGGAGUGUCUGGAGAUGGAGAUGCCGGAGGGCUCGUGGUCCUGCAGCGAUUGCAGGGCAGGGAAGAAACCUCACUACAAACAAAUUGUCUGGGUCAAACUAGGCAACUACAGGUGGUGGCCUGCAGAGAUCUGCAACCCUCGUCUGGUGCCAUCAAACAUUCAGAGUCUUCGGCACGAUAUUGGUGACUUCCCGGUUUUCUUCUUUGGCUCCCAUGACUACUACUGGAUCAACCAAGGCCGCGUCUUCCCAUACGUGGAGAAUGACAAGAACUUUGUCACAGGACAGAUCAAUAUUAACAAAACCUUCAAGAAAGCUCUGGAAGAAGCAGCCCGGCGCUUUCAGGAGCUUAAGGCGCAGAGGGAGAGCAGGGAGGCUCUAAAACAGGACCGCAAUUCUCGCAAACCACCACCCUACAAGUUCAUCAAGUCCAACAAGCCUGUGGGGAAAGUUCAGGUGCACGUGGCCGACUUGUCAGAAAUUCAGCGAUGCAACUGCAAACCAGCAGACGAGCAUCCCUGCAGCCUGGAAUCCCAGUGUCUCAACCGCAUGCUGCAGUACGAGUGUCACCCACAGGUGUGCCCUGCAGGAGACAGCUGUGAGAAUCAGUGUUUCUCCAAACGGCUGUAUGCAGAAACAGAAGUGAUAAAGACGGAAGGGUGUGGCUGGGGCCUCAGGACAAACCAGGCACUGAAGAAGGGUGACUUUGUGACCGAGUAUGUGGGAGAGGUGAUAGACUCAGAAGAGUGCCAGCAGCGAAUCAAACGUGCCCAUGAAAAUCAUGUGACCAACUUCUACAUGCUCACCCUCACCAAGGAUCGUGUCAUCGACGCUGGCCCAAAAGGAAACUCGUCUCGGUUUAUUAACCACAGCUGCAGCCCAAACUGCGAAACCCAGAAGUGGACGGUAAACGGCGACGUUCGUAUUGGAAUUUUUGCCCUUUGUGACAUCGAGGCUGGCACAGAGCUGACGUUUAACUACAAUCUGCACUGUGUGGGCAACAGGAGAACGUCGUGUCACUGUGGAUCAGACAACUGCUCUGGGUUCCUUGGGGUCCAGCCAUCGAGUGCUGCAGUGACGGAGAAAGAGGAAAAGGCCAGGAAUGCAAAGAUGAAGCAGAAGAAGCGGAAACUGCGGCCGGAGAGCAAACACACACAUGAGUACUUUUGCUUCUGCUGCGGAAAAGGAGGAGAGCUGGUGAUGUGUGACAGGAAGGACUGCCCAAAAGCGUAUCACCUGCUGUGUCUCAACCUCACCAAACCGCCAUACGGGCGGUGGGAAUGCCCGUGGCAUGACUGCAGCGUUUGCAGCAACCCGGCCUCGUCUCUCUGUGACUUCUGCCCUCGCUCCUUCUGCCGGGAUCACGAGGCGGGGGCGCUCACCACCUCCUCCCUGGACGACCGCCUCUGUUGUUCCAGCCACAACCCGCUCAGUCCCCUGGGGGCCAAAUCCAGCUCCACCCAGCAGCGGCGCUCCACUCAGAGCCCUGUCAGAGUCAAAGAGGAGCCGGAGUCAGGCCAGCCGGCCACGGAGUGAUAAAACCCUUAAUACCUCAUUCCCUGCAAAGUGUGCUCCAGUCCACCUCUGAUCCGAAGCAGUGCACUACAACAGGGAAUACAGUGCUUUUUUUCUUUGUUUCUUUUUUUCUGACACAUGCGAUGGCCGCAACUCAGAGCUGAGACACGCUGACGAACACCUUGAUGCUGUUUUGUGGCGACGGCAGGAGAAGUGACCAGAAAUGAUCAGGCACCGUUUUCCUUCCUGUCUUGCCAUAAAAUACCACUACUUACACUCUCUGCAGCUCGCCUGCGCCCACCGGAGGGCCCAGGCCACCACCUCAUUAUGUUGUUUUUUUAAUUUUUACUGCUAUUUUUUUCUUUUCUUUUCUUUUUUCUUUUUAAAGCAGUGUAAGCGUCGUCACGUCUCCAGUUCCUGGCACUUUGAAGAACUCACUGAGUGAGGUGGAGGAAGGGGCAGAGAGGAGGAAAAGGAUGUGGGAGCUGAAGCUCUCCAUCACCACCAAGCUGCUCCUCUCCUUGUUUACCUGCUGUAAGCUGUGGUCUCACACACAGGGUGGCUUUAGGAUGGAGACGAGCCAGCUUUUCUUGUGAUCUGUCAUCCUCUUUAUCUGUUAGAGAAAAGGAGCGGCGGGGAAAUGACCAAUUUCGUGCAAUUUUUUUUUUUUUCCAGGACCACACUACAUUCCAACCUUCCUUAAACAUGGUUUUAAUAUGCUUAUGGGUAUAGAUAAAUAUAAUUAUAUACAGUAUCUAUGUUUGUUAAUGUUUACAGACAGAUUCUCUCACUUCAUCUCAGUGAGUGGUGUAUUAUGUUUGUUUAGGUGUUGAACAUUACGCAGACCUCCUUGUGAAAAUAGUCCUAUUAAGGUGAAAUAUAAUGGUAUAUAGUGAAAUGGUAUGACAUUUCAGAAGUUCUUGUGAUUUUCAUAUUGCCAGUCUCACACCGCCAUUGUGUACAUAAUUGGCUCACAAUAUUGUAAAAUACUAAAAAGAUCAGGAGGGGGCGGAGCCUCACCUCUCUGAAUGUUCUUGGAAGAUGGAAAAGCUUUUUUUUUUUUUUCUUUUUUUUUUGUAAUAAUAAUAAUUGAAAAAAAAAAACAAGACAGAUCCUUUUUAAAAAAUUCUUUCUUUAAAGUUGUUUUCAUGUUUCCUCCAAUUAGUUAUUUGCAAAGUAGAUGGGGGGGCCCAGCUUGUGAUCACUGGUGCUGUCUUAAAGAAGUGUUAAUAAGCCUUAAGUUUGGGUUUUUAGCUGUAGUUACUACUGCCCAGAUGCAGUCCACUUCGGUUGUUUCGGUUCGGCGUACUGUGACGGCUUUUGUUUUGUUUUCGGGGUUUUGGGGUUUUUUUUGCCAGACUUUUUCUGAAAAGCACUUUCACACGGCUCAUUGCUACACACCUUAGCUAGGUCAUACGUAUACAGAAAUGUAUAUUAAAAGAACAUAUGACAAGUGUUUCAAAAUGGAUACCUCUUCUUCUUGUAUUAUUGGAAGUUAAACUGUGUUGUAACUUUUUGCCUCUCGGUCAGAAACGUGGUGAGCGCUGGGUGUGGCUUGUUUCUUCUGAGAAAAGUGGCCUAAAUGCUGUUUUUAUUUUAUUUUUUUUUUUGUUUCAAAUUUCUUUUAUUGUUUGUUUUCUUUUACAUUUUUCUUUGGCACACAAGUAGGAAAGACUGCCAACCCAGCUUCGUACAAAAAAAAACGAAAACAAAAAAAAAAUGUCCUCCGUGUCCUCCAGAGACACUUCUUCAUUUUCCAGCUUGAGAAAACUCUUAAGGCUGGGCUUUAUAUGGAGACGUAAUGGUGUAACAACAGUUCAGUCCAGUAUAAUGUACAAACUUCUGUACAGUGUUUUUAAUCGCUCAUCGUCAAAUCUCAAAUUUUUGUAUUUAUUGCACCACAUUUUAUACCAAUUUCUUUUUCAAACACCAGUGCAGUAAUUUGUCUCCCUCUGUAAGGAAAUAGGCUUUAAAAAAAACAUAUGGGAGUUUUACGUAAUAUACCUGUAUUUUCUUUCUUUUUCUUUUCUUUUUCUUGUUUUUUUUUUUUAAACAUUUGGUGUAAUGAUUCCACAUCCGGUAACAGCCGCUGCUCAUCAGCCUGUGUCGUGACUCACUGUAAUUGGUGUUUAAAAGCAGUGUGAAGCACUUCAGUAUUGGAAUGUAAAGUUUCUGUUUCAGAGCAGGUUUUGCAGCCCGGACUCAGGUGGUUGUCACUGAAGGAAGCUUUUCUGUGAUUGCGCCUUGCUUUGUAUUCUUCCUCAGUUACACUGAUGUUUGUUUUGGUUUUUGUGCCCUUAAAAGAUGUAUUUUCUCUUUUAAAAAAAAAAGUGCAACAGGGUAAAAUGGUGCCAAUGUUUCCAAUCAAUUUAGGUGAUUUAGGGUCUUUUUAAACACUCAGUUGCCCGUUUAUUAGAUAAAACUUCAGAACUGGGAUAAAACUUCAAGGAGGUUAUAAUGCUCAUUAUUUUUCCACUGAUAUUGAUGACGGUAGAAUAAAUGGAGCCUUUUUUAGACAUAUGAAACAUCCAGGGCUUCAAGGUGCUGACACUCAGGUGUGGGUUUUUUUUGUUGUUGUUGUUGUUUUGUUUACCUGAGUGUUGUUGAGGCUGACUUCAGUCUACCGACACUGGUACAUCACUAAGAGAGAUCUGUCUUUGCAGACGAAUGUUUUUAUUUUAACUGCUAAUAAAAACUGAGUCAGUGAGAUAAAAUGACAUUAUGUUCUUUAUAUUGUUGUUUAAGGCAUUCUUUACUGAGCUGAGGAGCAUGUGCAGUCCUAAUCUUUAGUGGGAUUGCAUGAGUCGUAAACUUGAUGCUGCUAGAUUAAUCGGGGGUAAAUAUCUGAAAGGAUGAUCUCUACCCCACCUCUUGCCCAGUCACCAGCUGGGAUUGUCUCCAGCCUCUUGUUACGCUACAGCUUCUAAAUGGACAUUUUUAUUCUUCGGCCUCUAAAACAGGGAUGUCAAACUUAUUUUACAUCAAAGGCCACAUGCGACCCACUUUGAUACUUAGUAACUGUAAAAAUACAGUUAAAAGUCCAAAAGUGUAUGCCCUCAAGAUUUCCAAAGCUGGCCAGAUUGGAGUCUUUGCCAGGCCAGUUCUGGCCCCCGAGCCUUUUGUUUGACACCCUGCUCUAAAAAAUUUGACACCUCUAAAAACAAAAGCUGAGCGUUAUAGCUUUCUUUAACAUUUUAUUUCAGGCCUAAUAGCAGUGUGGGUUGUUGUUGGUUUUAUCUAAUAAACUGGCAGCUGGCUGUAAAUCAUGAGGGAGAAAGAAUGAAAGCCUCCGAAUGCAGAAAAAUAAGACGUAUUAGACGUGUUUUAGUUGUUUGAAAAUACUCCCCGUUCAUUGACAAAUUAUGUUAAUAUGCAAAAGUCCGGUUUCUGUGAGCUGCAGGAUUUCAAUUUAAGCGUGAGGCCUUGAACGACCUCUGGACGCUGAUUCUCACUGAUUCUCGCUUGUGGCACACAACACAAGACCUGAUUAGUUUAGGCAAAGUUUGAGGCAGGACACAUGAUGCCUACUCACAAGCUGUGAUAAUCACCUGACUUGUUUAAUGUCCGACCACAGCGCGCCAGAUAUUUGUGAAAACGGGGGCGUUAAAGUCAGAUUUAAUUCGACCACGGGGAAAUGAACUUUUUGGGGUCCGACUCCUGUUUUAAUUGACUGAUGUGCAUUCAGAAAUGCAUAGAAAAGCUUGAACUUUGAACUUUUUGCCCCCUUCAAGUUAAAGUCUCUCACUUUUCUGCAUUCGGCAGUUUCUUUCCUAUAAUUCCUGUUGUUCUGAGCCUUUCAGGAAGCCUUUUUUAAGUUGGGAUUCCUGGAGGCGAAAAAAAGAAAAAAAAGGGGAUAGUUAUAUUUGUUUUGUUUUUUUUAAUGCAAUUAAGCACUUCUAGUUUUUCUUUUAUUUUUGCAACUGUAUUCCUUGAUAAUCAAGUAGGUCCAUGACUAAAGCACCUAUUUGUGUACUCCAAAAGGUCUGUGCGUCUAAACUUUAAUUUUCUUUAUUUCUUUUUUUUUUUUAUUUAUUGAUGUACUGUUUGUUUGCUUAGGUUUGGGGUUUUUGAGCACAGGUUUCGUACGUGUAUGAUUAUCGAACCGUAGGCAUCCCUGACUCGUGUUAUCUGCUUAAACAAAAGCGAUCAUUUGUGAUGAUAAAACUUGUCUUAAAGCUUCUGUUUUUUUCUGUUGCUUAGCUGAACUGCAUGCUUCCAGACAACGACUUAUUGCCAAUGUUUUUUUGUUUGGUUGUUUUUUUUUUUUUGUUUGAUUUUUUUUAAAAAAUUGUAUUGCACAGAGAUUCUGCAAAACCGAACGGCCUUUAUUUUCCUUUGCACCUGCAGAUCGCAUGAUCGCGCUCAUUUUUUUGUGCCAGUUUGUCCUCUCCCAGCCCUCCUGCCUGACACAGCAGCAGUAUUAUUUAAGUGUCCGUCUGAGUUACUUCAGAAACUGUCUGGUGUGUAUGUUUUGGUUUGAAGAGACAGCAUGUUUGCUCUCAUUUAAGUGGCCCUUAAAUAAGCCUGAGGAGGAUUUGAUUUUAUUUGUUUUCCACCCCCUUUUCUCUGUGUCAAAGGGCAUGUUUCAGUUCACUGUGAUGUCUUUUGUGUUUUGUGCAAUGUUGCCGACUGUCAUUUUGUUUUUGGGUUUGUUUGUUUUUUAAUUAACAUGCUGUCAAAUAGUGUUGGAAUAAAUAAAUAAAUUCACCUUCAUAAGCACUCAUCAUCUCUUUUUACUUGUAGUAAAAUUGCUUACAGUAACUCUAACUGGGGUCAUAUCUAUCUCUCUUGGUGUUGCUUCAAUUAAAAAGUGGAUGAACACAAAAUACCAUGUUAAUUACUGUUCAACCUGUGUUACUGCAUACUACAUUAUUGUUGAAGAACUUGUAAAUAGUUUGCAUUGAACUUGCAUAGGAUCUUGUUACUGUGGCGUGCUCUUUUUGCCUGUAAAAUUCUGCUUCUAAAUGUGUGUGACUGUUGAGACGACACUCUUUUUGUACAUGACUGUCUUUUUAUUUGAGGAUAUUGAUUCUGUCCUUUUUCAUUCGAAAGUUGAGUUUGAAGAGUUCAGACAUGCCUGAAGUUUGACUUUAAUAAA